GAGGGAGGGAGCGAGGGAGGGAGAGAAGCCCAGCCCUGCCCUGGCGGCACAUGGCAGCAGAGCGCUCCGCUGCUCCGCAGGUUAACUAGGGCCGGGCUCCGGCCAGCGCAGCCAGGCUCUCUCGGUCCGCCGCGUUACCGCAGGGAUUAAAAUGCAGCUGGCUGCCUGCUUCUUUUUGGGCUGCGGUAUCUUUCUAGCUUCAGGAUACAACUCCUUCAGUAAGACUAUGGAGACGAUAGGCAAGAAGCAGUACCAGGUUCAGCACGGGUCGUGCAGCUACACCUUCCUCCUGCCCGAGACGGACAACUGCCGGUCCUCCACUCCGUACGUGUCCAACGCGGUGCAGAGGGAUGCGCCGCUGGACUAUGAUGAUUCAGUUCAAAGACUGCAACUACUUGAGAACAUCAUGGAAAACAACACUCAGUGGUUAAUGAAGCUUGAGAAUUACAUCCAAGACAGUAUGAAGAAAGAAAUGGUAGAGAUCCAGCAAACUGCAGUGCAGAACCAGACUGCAGUAAUGAUUGAAAUAGGCACAAACUUACUAAAUCAAACAGCUGAACAGACCCGCAAAUUAACAGAUGUUGAAGCACAAGUAUUAAACCAGACAACCAGACUUGAACUUCAGCUUUUGGAACACUCUCUUUCAACAAACAAACUCGAAAGACAGAUUUCAGAUCAAACCAAUGAGAUAACAAAAUUACAAGAAAAAAACAGCUUUCUAGAAAAAAGAGUUCUUGAGAUGGAAGACAAGCACACACUUCAACUGAAGUCAAUAAAAGAUGAAAAAGAUCAGCUUCAAGUCCUAGUAUCCAGACAGAAUUCUAUUAUAGAAGAACUAGAAAAACAAUUAGUUACAGCUACAGUAAACAACUCAGUUCUGCAAAAGCAGCAACACGAUCUGAUGGAGACUGUUCAUAACUUGCUUACUAUGAUAUCUACACCAAACUCUAAGAACAACUUCAUAGCUAAAGAGGAGCAAAUCAGCUUCAAGGACUGUGCUGAAGCUUUCAAAUCUGGACUGACAACAAGUGGAAUCUACACUUUAACAGUUUCAAACACUGCACAAGAAAAGAAGGCCUACUGUGACAUGGAAACUGGUGGAGGAGGUUGGACAGUUAUUCAGAGACGUGAAGAUGGUAGUGUGGACUUCCAUCGGACAUGGAAAGAGUACAAGAUGGGAUUUGGUGAUCCUGCUGGGGAGUACUGGCUGGGAAAUGAGUUUGUUUCUCAACUGACUAAUCAGAAGCGUUACGUUCUUAAAAUACACCUGAAAGACUGGGAAGGAAAUGAGGCAUAUUCAUUGUAUGACCAUUUCUCUCUAGCAAGUGAAGAACUAAAAUACAGGAUUUACCUUAAAGGACUUACUGGGACAGCGGGCAAAAUAAGUAGUAUAAGCCAACCAGGAAAUGAUUUUAGCACAAAGGAUGCAGACAAUGACAAAUGUAUUUGCAAAUGUUCACAAAUGUUAACAGGAGGAUGGUGGUUUGAUGCCUGUGGUCCUUCUAACCUCAAUGGAAUGUAUUAUCCAUUACGACAGAACAACAACAAGUUUAAUGGGAUCAAGUGGUACUAUUGGAAGGGCUCGGGAUACUCUCUCAAAGCUACAACUAUGAUGAUACGACCAGCAGAUUUCUAAAUGUUUUUGAGUUAUGUGAAUUGUACAGUUUUCAAAGACUUAAUUUGCCAAGCAUAUAAACACACAUCUGCAACUUGUCUCAUUUUUCAAGCCCAGAAAACAUGCACUAGUCUUCUGAAGGGGUCAGUUCAGUACAAUUCCUGAAUUGCAAUAGCCUUGAUCAGCUAAAGCUCAUAUUAUUCAACCAGACACAAAGUCUAAAGCAUCAACCUGAUAGUGAUUUGGCCAAAUGACUGAAUAAAAAGAACAUCCAAGAAACUGUCAGACAAGGACUCUGUUUUACCGAUCAUUUACGCUAUGUAUGUGUUAGUAAAUAACUGGAACUGUGAAAAAAACCCUAAAAUAGUUUUAGAAAUACGCAUUUUGCCUCACCACUGUACUUUAAACAUUAAUAUAAAACAUUUAGUUAGAUCUAGAACUAUUUAUCUUUAUCUUUCUGUGUCAUGUUUGCCCUUUAUGUACAUAAAAAAAUACUUUCCUGUAAUUAGUUCAAUACUGUAGGCAGAGAAUACAUUCUUUCCCUCCAUAAUCUCCUAAACAAUUCUUACACUUAUUUGGGGAUUUUUUCCAAUAGCCCAUAUUAUGUUAUUUAACAGUGGAAAAACAACAUUUGAAUAGUUUGCAUUUAUUCUUGGGGAAAUACCAUGUACAAAAAUCACCAUUUCUUUCAGUUUGUACUAUUAUAGUUUCUUUAAAUUACAAAAAUUGCUAUAAAUUACAAUAUAGUAUGUAUUUCUUUAUAUUUUUAUGAAGACUACACCUUUUUUCUUCCCUUGUCAUUUACCUGUAAAAUAAUUGACCAGUAUUCUACAAACUGAGACAACGGCAUUAACACCAGAUGUCCGGUUGUCUAUGACAAUCAUGUAUCACCUGGUGCUGUAUUAUAUCUAUAUGUUUUGUAAAAAUAACUUAAAUGAAAAAUAUAUGCAUGUUCUUUGAUACAAUUAAAAUUAUGCUUAUGAAUUAAGAUACAAAUUACUACAUUUUAAAACCAGGAAACAAAAAUCUGAAAGUAAUCUACGGUCACACUGUUGGGGUUUUUUUAAGUAAGGUUAGGAAUUCUCCCUAAAAAUUCUCUGUAGGUAGGCCCUCAAUGUAUGCCACAAUGUGAAUAAAUUACUUUACUAGGU
Molecule: messenger RNA, 2766 nt
Organism: Myiozetetes cayanensis
Lineage: Eukaryota; Metazoa; Chordata; Aves; Passeriformes; Tyrannidae
Gene: ANGPT2
Product: angiopoietin 2
Exons: 9
Coding region: 152-1636 (494 amino acids)
Biological process (GO): Tie signaling pathway; angiogenesis
Molecular function (GO): receptor tyrosine kinase binding
Source: RefSeq, a predicted model, not a curated record